Caenorhabditis auriculariae is the source of this 2359-nucleotide messenger RNA. The record is from the annotation of a GenBank genome assembly. NCBI's taxonomy places the organism in Eukaryota, Metazoa, Nematoda, Chromadorea, Rhabditida, Rhabditidae.
AUGAGGGCUCGCCUCAAGACUUCCUCACCUCCUGUCGGUUCGUUCUUUCUUGGGCUCCUUGUUUGUGAUACGGAAUAGGGAUCCAGAAUCUUUUGAGUUGGAAAAAAACAGCAAGAAAGGUCAUUUCAAUUUAGAAGAGGAUUUGACCGAAAAGGCCAGAAAAAUGUGAUGUACCAAGUAAAGUUCCGGAAAAUCUCAACUUGCGAAACCUCAGUUUUUAAAAAAGUUUCGACUGGCUUCCCCCUGGGUUAUUUCAAUUUCUCUGGGAUUUUCAAUUGGAAAACCUGAUGAUUGAGAUCUUCAUGCCCAGCCAAAAAGAAAUAUAAAAGUCGUUUUGAAAAACUAAAAAAAAAACAAAAUCUGUCCGAGGGCUUCUUCUCGCUGCAUAUUCCAGAAUGUAGAGACAUUAUCUUUUUAUCACUAAAUUUAAGAUUAGUAAGGAAUAUGGAAAAAGUAGGCAAACUUAUUAUUUAUGGAAGGAUUGAUCAUUUUUGGUGUCCUAAUGAAGGACGGAGUUGAUCAAAGUCUUGGAUGUUUAAAAGCUUGCCUAGUAAGCUGGAUGAGAAAACUAAAUGUAGAUUUAAAUGAAUGUAAAUGUAAAAGUAAAUGAAAACGGUUGGAACCUAUUUUGCGCUAUUUUUUGUCAACGUACAUACUGCUAGACACAUCAGGAAAUUUUUCAUGAAACGGGUUUCAUUCUCAGAAAGUCAUAUUUAAAAUCCAAGAUCAUUCUUAAUGGAAUUUUUCAACUAUAACCUUUGCGCUGUGUCCAAAGCCUCGACACAUCGCUCAAAAAAUAAGUAGCUAUAAUAAUAAAAGACAGAAGUGCAGUAAACAACCAGUAACGGGAAUUAUUCCACCCUCACGAGAAGACUUUGACGCGGAUGAAGAAAAGAAUUAGAAUCGGGAAGGUGUUGAGCCGAAGAAGGCAGAAUUUGGGAGAUUAUAAAGUUUUUUUCCCGUAGAGAAUCAGUGGAGACGUUAAAAUAUUUUCUGAAGGUCAAUUUAUUUUAUAAUAGUUUUAGAAAAAAAGAAAAAAAGAAAAAAAUAACUUGUUUUCAGAGAAAUACAGAAUAAAAAAACUUUCGUUGUCAAUUUUUUUCAAGACAUUUAUUUCAGUAACGACAAUCAUCCUGCUCUUUGGGAUUAUCUGGAUUCACACCAUUCCGACAUUCGCUCAAUUCCGUCAGUUAUCACCCAAUUGUUUUUGUUAUAUUCAGCUUUUUUCAGAAUGUUGCAACACGCCUGUUUUUGGGAUUGAGGAUGACAGUUGCGGUACAGCAGGGUGCCUGGACUGCACAACAAGCGAAUUCAUCGUCAAGAAGCAGCCAGUAGACGCGGGCAACGCCUUUGGAGCAUCGGGAACUUUGCAAUCGGCUUCGCGAAUAGUCUUAGAAGACAAUCCGGGACAAGCACGCUUCCAAAAGUUGAAGUCUUUAUUUCUCAACGCCAGCGAUUACAAACUCUUCCCAGGUAACUUUUUACCAAAAAUUUUCCCGAAUUUUUUUGUAAUUUUCAAUAAAAAAAGCUCAACAAAAACUUUACAUGCAAAAACUAUUGCGAGGUUAAAACGUUUUUUUUUUCCAGAGCCACUGAUCCGCAUCCGAAACUCUGAAGUUGCUGAUAAUGCGUUCAGUCUUCUGACGAACAUAACCAUCUUUCCGCUCGAACCUUAUUGCCAGAAAGGAACGAUUUUCGAUAUCGACAACAUGAAAAAGAAGCCAUGGGAUCGGUUGAGAAAGUUGGAAAAGGUUACAUUUUCAAAUAAUAAGCUUGAGCAAAAAAAAAAACCAGCACUUCUUCAUUUAGAAGCUUCUAUCUUUUUGUCCUCCAAAAAACUCUGAGAGUCAAGAUAAAUGUCCGCUUUCGAGGUCUCACUCGACGUCGGGACCGGCUUGUCCAGAGAAGAAUGGUGAGUGUGGGAUAUAGGAAAUCACCACGAAGGAGGAUUGAAAUCUGAUGAGUAAAGGGAAUCAGUUGAAAGAAUGAAACCAAGAAAGGAUGAAUUUUUUUUUGUGAUUGAAGGCGUGAAACUGAAAAUUUGAUCUUAUUCCAAAUUCCGGUUUUUUCAACAGAAACCUUCUUUUCUUCAACCCAACUCGAAAAAAAAACUGCUUAAGAAAGAAUAUAGAAAUUUGCCUGUACAAUAACUUAAAAAAAAUAUCCAACCGACUUCGACUACUUUUAAUCGAGCUUUUAUGUAGGGUUUCCAUUCAUGGCGAUAGCAAUAACUUCGCUAUUUUGGACAAUACUUUUUGGCAUCAUUCACGCCACAAUGUUUAUAAUACGGAAAACAAAGGAGUCGACGUCUGAAACGUCCAACAACAAGACUGGAAACGCUGAGAAAAGCAAGGCCUGA